Triticum aestivum (bread wheat) is the source of this 1848-nucleotide messenger RNA. RefSeq lists its product as uncharacterized. The transcript is spliced from 2 exons. The coding region runs from base 82 to 1596 and encodes 504 amino acids. The record is from RefSeq and is a predicted model, not a curated record. Gene Ontology annotation, molecular function: protein binding. Lineage: Eukaryota; Viridiplantae; Streptophyta; Magnoliopsida; Poales; Poaceae.
CGCCAUUUGUUUUCGAUCUGUUGUCUCAAAAAAAAUGUUUUCGAUCUGCGCCUCCAGUCCGCGCUGAAGGUUGCGGAAGCCAUGGAUUCGACGGAAGCCCUGCCCGACGACGCGCUCGCAAACAUCCUCCGCCGCCUCCCGGCAUCUGACCUCGCCGCGUCCCGCUGUGUGCGCAAGGCGUGGUGCGCCGUCGUCCACGCCCAUCGGCUGUUGCUUCCGCACUUUCUCCCGCGUGCGGUGCGCGGCAUCUUCGUCAACUACAUCGACUACAGCCGCCCGCGCUUCUUCGCCCGCCCCUCGACGGAGCGGCCCGUGAUCAACGGCGAUCUUGGCUUCUUGCCUGGGUACAACAGGGAUUUUGAGCCAAUUGUGGAUCACUGCAACGGCCUCCUUAUCUACGGCAAUGAGAGGAGGGGGUUCUUCGUGGUCAACCCUGCCACGAGACGGUGGGAGCGUCUCCCACGCCUUGAUGCCAAGAACUACAACACGUACCUCGUGUUUGAUCCUGCCGUGUCACCGCAUUACCAAGUGUUCGCGAUUCCGCAGGUGCCCGAGAAAGUUGUUCCAGCCCAACCACAACCAGUGCCCGACAAGAAGCCACCAACACCCUUCUGCCCCGCUGAGUUUUUCUCGUUGUUUGAAGAUGCACCAGAAGUACUCACCAAGGACUUGGAAGAGGACUGCGAAGAUGGGCCAUCGGAAUUGUCACCCGAACAAACCAUUGAAGAGGACAUAUCCGCACCGUCGCCCGUUGAGGUUCCAGAAGACUCACUAAUUGAGGAUCCAGAAGACUUGGUGGAAUUUCCACCAUCCUCAUGGAUGCUAGACGUGUUCUCGUCUAGUACAAAAGAAUGGCAAAAGAGGUUGUUUGUCCGUGAAGGUGAGGCUUUGGACACGAUGGCUACUAUACGGCUGGAUAGAUUGGAACCAACAUUUUGGGGGCCGAGGUGGCGCUACGGUGUCUACUGGCGAGGAGCACUCUAUGUGCAUUGUCGUGGUGCAUUUGUUGCAAGGUUAUCCUUAAAGGAUGGCAAGUACCAACUAGUGAAAACACCAAUAGAUAUCGAGGAAAGCAAGCGUGCACAACCUUGUCUGGGGAAAUCAGAAAAAGGGGUUUACUUUGCAACAAUUCACGAUGAGUAUCUAUUUCGGGUUUGGAUUUUAAAUGAAUCAUGUUGUCAGAUAUCUUGGGCACUGAAGCAUCACGUUGAUCUUAAUCCAUGGGCAACGAUAUAUUUGAACCAGCCUAAGGGAAUUGACAAAACUUGGUUCUUAUAUGGUGAUAAUAAUGAAGAUGGAACCAAUGGGGAUGAGAAUUUUGAAUGGAAUUCUGAUGACGAUAACGUUCUGAAUAUUGAAGAUGAUUAUGAGCCUUUCUACAGCCAUGUUUCUAUCCUCGGAUUUCACCCCUACAAAGAGAUUGUUUUCUUAGAGGUAUCAUCAUUCAGAGUAGUGGCUUAUCAUCUGAAUAGCUCAAAAGUCCAGUACCUGGGCAGAUUACGCCCAAAGGAUUAUUAUCAGUCAUUUACAAAUGGCAUAUAUGAAUCAUUUCUGUACACCCCUUGCAUGAUUGGGGAGCUUUCAAAACGUGCUUGAGAUUAUUCCUUCACUGGUUGGGUUGGGAUCUGGAGAUUUAGGUGGAGGGGCAGGGGUGAAGAGCGCAAGGAGCCAGAAGUUUAAUCAGAUUGAUGUUACGGGGUUUUAUUUUUGGAAAGAGCUCGAAGCAUAGAAGUGAGAAUUCAAAGAAGUCGCUAGAAAAUAGGAUAACCGAAUUGGACAGAACUUACUCAGAAUUUCCAUUUCGUAAACUUCCUUGGUUAUUUUGUGCACCUGAUCAUCUUAUGAGUA